Messenger RNA from Sparassis crispa, 1500 nucleotides. RefSeq lists its product as hypothetical. Bases 1 to 1500 code for a protein of 499 amino acids. NCBI's taxonomy places the organism in Eukaryota, Fungi, Basidiomycota, Agaricomycetes, Polyporales, Sparassidaceae. The transcript has 2 exons. The record is from RefSeq and is a predicted model, not a curated record.
AUGCAUGUCCACCCAGUUUUGCAAAACGGCGAUAUUCUUCCCGAGAUUUUCCAACAUCUCUCUCCCGAACGUUGUGGCAGCGGGCAUAGCACCCUUGCCCGAGCGGCAUUGGUCUGUAAAGCAUUCUCGGAUUACGCGUUGAAUGUUUUAUGGGAGGAAUAUCCACCAUUGAUGGCCCUGGUAAAGAUGUUGCCACAGUCAACGUCAAACGUCCAUAGUGGUGAAGACGCGCAGGCUGCCGUGACAAAAUGCUCACAGAAUGAAUGGUUCCACUUCGACGUCUAUGCCGAACGCAUUCGCAAAUUGUCCGUAUCAGCCAAAGAGGAGAUACCCAUUUUGCGGAUCCUGCCCUUCCUUUUUUCCCGUGCACGCGAUGUCCCGCUGUUCCCCUCUUUGGUCUCUUUGGAGUUCGAUCAGUUCUUGCGCAGGCCACAUGAAUAUUUUAUCCUCUUUCUCUCGCCGUCACUCAGAUACUUCUCUCACUCAAUCCACGACCACAGCCUGCGAACGGUAGCGGGGGAGGCCCGCCUUGACAGUGUUCUUGACGUUUUACAGGCGAAGGCUCCAUUCCUGCAGAACUUGGCAUGUUAUGGAGUCACGAAUCCAACGUCGUUGCCAUCCUUGACACGUCUCAAGGGUUUGCAGUAUCUGGACCUGCCUAGAAUGACUGUUUUCCAAGUGCUCAGCUAUUGCGCCGAGUUGCCGCAACUCAAGCGCCUGCAUACUGCUUUACGUGAGGAUCUCGGAGGGACCGGGAGGAUUUUUCCCUCCAGAGAUUUUGUAGCGUUGCAGAGUCUUUCGGUUAGCGGGGCUGUGUCAGACAUGACUGGUCUCCUCACGGCAAUUUCAUCGCCAAACCUUCACUCGUUCACUGUCCUCCAAUUUAUGCCUCAGCUGGGCUUUGGGCAUGUAUGCCGUGGCUUCAUUCAGACGUUGGUUUCGCGUUUCGGUCAGUCGUUGAGACACGUCCACUUGCAGUGCGACUUCGUGUUCUGUGCUGAUCCGGGCAACCAUCCUAUAUUUCGCUUCGUUGACGUUGCCCGUCCCCUACUAUCACUGCGACAUCUUGAGCUGUUGGUGCUGUGCUUUUACCAAGCAUGCGCGACGGUUACCUACCAUGAAUUCGAAGAGAUGGCGUCAUCUUGGCCGAUGCUUGAAGAGCUCACUUUACGAUUCGGCAUGAUGCCACCGCCUGUUUCUGGCUUGGCUGCAUUUGCUCGCCAUUGCCCGAAACUUACACGGCUCGCGAUGUUUCCGAUGGAUCUCGCGGUGAUGCCGAAGCGCGAACCGUACUCUGUCUCGCAUCACAAUUUACGAGGUCUUACGAUCGAGAAUUUGGAGUAUACUGCUCCGGAGCCUCACCAGCUGGCCCACUUUAUCGAUUGCACGUUCCCGCAGUUGGAUGCCAGUCAGGUUCAAAUCAAUCAACAGGGAUCAGAUUGGCUCGUCUUCGUUGAAGAGCGAGAUGCACGACGGGCAUCAACACAGGGGGCACUUUAA